Molecule: messenger RNA, 2319 nt
Organism: Mizuhopecten yessoensis (Yesso scallop)
Lineage: Eukaryota; Metazoa; Mollusca; Bivalvia; Pectinida; Pectinidae
Product: bromodomain-containing protein 7-like
Exons: 15
Coding region: 88-2166 (692 amino acids)
Biological process (GO): regulation of transcription by RNA polymerase II
Cellular component (GO): nucleus
Source: RefSeq, a predicted model, not a curated record
GGCAUCUGAGUUGUCUGAACGCUUGUACGCCGACAAAACAUCAUUCUGUCUUUGUCUACUUUAUAUUCCCAGGUAACACGCAUCAGAAUGGGGAAGAAGCAUAAAAAGCAUCACAAAUCGGAGCGACGACAGCGUGAAGUGGAACCAGAAGAAGUGGCUGAGCCACCCUCUUUGAAGAUUGUGUUGAAGAAGUCGAAGAUAGAAGUGCUUGAAUCGGACAGUGAUAUGUACAACCAGAGUCCUGCCAGGGAGACCAGCAGCAGUGGUAAAAAACAUAAACACAAGAAAAAGAAGAAGAAAAAAUCCAGUGACAGAGAUAAGAGUCGCCAUAGAGAUGAGGGGAAAUCAAGAAAACGCCAUAGAGAAGAAACUGAGGAAGAGUUAGAAGUUUCACAGGAAGAGGAGGUGCCAGUUAUAAAGCGACAAGUUUUGGAAGACGUUGAGCUAGGAGGAACAGCUGGAGAGGAGUCUGAAGCAGCAGAGGAGAAGUCUGACAGGGGAAGUGCUACCCCGACAUCACAGGGCGCGGCGGAUCAUGGUGUACUGCGGAUCUGUCUGAAGCAUAUACAUAGCAACCUUCAGAGGAAAGAUGCCAAUGGUUUUUUCGCCAACCCUGUCAAUGACAUGAUUGCCCCAGGGUACUCACUCAUCAUUCUUAAUCCCAUGGAUUUCAGUACAAUGUUGGCCAAGAUCAAUACAUUUAAAUAUAGGAACGUUAUGGAGUACAAGAAAGAUUUUGUGCUCAUGUGUAAUAAUGCCAUGACAUAUAAUAGACCAGAGACAAUUUACUACAAGGAAGCAAAGAAACUUCUUCACAUCGGAAUCAAAAUGAUGUGUAAGGAAAAGUUGUUGUUUAUGAAGAGGACCGUUCCUUUCCUGGCUAGUUUACGUAAUGAAGAACUAGGAAUUGAUGAGCCAGACGAGACGAGGGAGGUAAUAGAGGCUAUUCAGGAAGAGGAACGGCAGGAGAAGAAGAGGCUGAAGGCCCGUGAAGGAAUUGGGAGAUACGAGGCUCUACCUGAUAACAUGACACCGGAGGAAAUCCUUGCGCAGGCCAAGGCGGCUGCUAAAGAUGCAGCAGACAUGUUAACAUUACGUAAACCUGACAGUAAAUUUGGAUUCUUACGACAGAGAGAUGAUGGCAGUACCUCGCUAAAUAUAAUGAAUCCUGAAAAUGAUGGAACAGUAAGCGAGACGGAGCGUGUGGUCAACCUUGGAUCCCUUAUUGGGAAGUUGACAUCUGGGACAGGAUCACUAUCCAGCUAUAAAGAAGACAAACGCAACAAAGUCACCCCUAUUACCUAUUUGAACUACGGGCCGUUCAGUAGCUACGCACCCCAGUAUGAUUCCACAUUCUCUAACAUCUCUAAGGAAGAAUCGGAUCUUCUAUUGUCUACAUACGGAGACGAAACUGGGGUCCAGUAUGCCAGAAGUAUCAUGAAUUUUACGGGGAAUUCCGGAGAUUAUGCCGUAGCUAUGGUUGAUAAUCUACUAGACAUCCUCACUAAAGGGGAACACAGCAAAACUCAGAAACUCCUGGAAGAGCAGAAGUCCCAGCAGGAAAUCCCUACCCAGGAAAAUGGUUCUGAACAACCAACUUCUGCUGACAUGUCUUCGCUUCGGAGCCUCAGUCAGUUGGGGGUGGAUGUCUCAUUCCUCGACCAUUAUGAAAGUGAACCCAAAAAGGACCCUGUUCAGGAGAAGUUAGACCAGACAGCCAGUCUUCUAAACGACCUCCAGCAGACCCAGAAUGAACGCCUCAGCAGCAGGCUUCCUCCACACCUGUCACUUUUACCUGGGCCGUCUGAGAAAGAAAUCCAACUAGCCCAAAAAGUAACAAAAGAAUUGAAGGAAUUGGCAAAAUCGGCAAACCCAAGAGGUGUUGUAAGUGCCCAAGGUGUUCGUUCAGCCAUGGGGGUCAACUACCCACUCACUGGGGACACAAACUUAAUGGGACCAAUGCCUGUCGUUCAAACAGAGAUGAGCAAACUGCCAAGUGAUGGACUUACAGAUGAUAAUCAGAUCAUCCUAGAUGAUCAAGACGGAAGUCAGUGCAAUAUCAAUGAUAAUGACUCAGAAGAUUUAGACAUCAGUGAAUUUUUAAAACUUCCAGCCCAUCUGACCUCCAGUUUGGCUAACAGUAGUGACAAUGUGCUCAGCACAUAGUUGGUGCUAGAUUAAGAUAUAAUUCUAUAUUGAUAUGUAAUAUUUAAAUUUUGUACAAAAAUAUGUAUUGUCUAUAUUAUAUGUUUUCUUAAUAGAUCUGUUUCGUCUCUUAUUAAAUCAAACAUGUGGUAAAAAUCAGAAAAAACGUUUUUG